Messenger RNA from Helianthus annuus (common sunflower), 1074 nucleotides. RefSeq names its product actin-related protein 9. The coding region runs from base 56 to 727 and encodes 223 amino acids. The record is from RefSeq and is a predicted model, not a curated record. NCBI's taxonomy places the organism in Eukaryota, Viridiplantae, Streptophyta, Magnoliopsida, Asterales, Asteraceae. The transcript has 9 exons.
AUUUUAGUUUUCCAAUUUACAACAGUCAUCAAUCAAUCUCAAUUACUCGUUUUGUAUGCAGGAUUACUCCAAAUCAGUAAUCCCCUCACACCUCUUCGGCGACCGAGGCUCUAAUCUUGUCGUCAUUAAUCCAGGGUCUGCGAAUAUACGAAUUGGGUUGGCUGCUCAACAGGAUGCCCCCUUUAAUAUUCCUCAUUGCAUUGCAAGGCGUAUGACUGGAGCUAAUGAAUCGCCCAGACGAAAUGUGCAAGAUCAGAUGCUGAAUUCUCAAGUUACAACAGCUCAACAUGUAGAAAGGGAGAAAGCGUAUGACAUUAUUGCAUCCUUGUUGAAGAUACCAUUUCUCGAUGAAGAAGUCGUAAACAACUCUCACCCACGAAAGAUGGGUCGUGUUGAUGUAUUAUCGCAACAAAACAGUAAGAAAGAGACUGUGUUUCCGUGGACUGAUGUGUUCCAAAAAAGUCAAAGUAAAGAGACAUCUACGGCACCAGAAAGUUCAUCACGUGAACAUGAAACUAUCGAGUCCCCGGGCCCACAUGAAAGUAACGAUGGGGAUAAGCCGCAGACUAGUGAAUUGAAGUACAAAGAGUAUAUAUGUGGUGAAGAAGCUAUGCGUAUCUCUCCAACCGCACCGUAUUGUUUAAGACGUCCUAUACGCAGAGGCCAUCUUAAUAUUUCUCAAUAUUAUCCCAUGCAACAGAGUUUUACAUGCUAUUCCCUCAAAUGAAGCAAUUGAUACAGUUGAGAUAUUGCAAUCAAGGACCAAUCCGUUGUUUGUGGCAUGGCGAGGCGGGGCCAUACUGGGUGUUAUCGAUUACGGUCGUGAUGCUUGGAUACAUCGAGAAGACUCGAUUAAAAACGGGAUUCAUAUAGCAGGAGGCAGAAAAUACAAGGACUCUUAUUAUCUUCAAGCACAACCAAUGUGUUACAUGAACUCCUAGAAACUACAAAUGCUUUUGUGUUACAUAAACUCCUAGAAACUAAAAACGCGUUCCGUCCAUGUUAUUAACCUCACACUAUUGUGUUACAUAAACUCUUAGAACCUAAAAACGCGUUUUGUUCAUGUUAUUAACG